This is a messenger RNA of Nelumbo nucifera (sacred lotus), 1012 nucleotides long. Its product is annotated as oleosin G-like. Gene Ontology annotation, biological process: lipid storage. Lineage: Eukaryota; Viridiplantae; Streptophyta; Magnoliopsida; Proteales; Nelumbonaceae. The record is from RefSeq and is a predicted model, not a curated record. Gene Ontology annotation, cellular component: membrane; monolayer-surrounded lipid storage body.
ACAACUACCAUGUGUAGCUUUGCAUGCCACUCAAAGCGAACUUCCUCACAUCUGUCAUCACACUUCUCAAAUCCCUCCACCUUCAAAAGAAUCGGCACAAACACAUUCCCAUACUCCACUCUCUCUCUCUCUCUCUCUCUCUACUUUUCUCUCUUUAUCUGUCUCUCUUUCUCUGUCUGCCUGUUUGGUAAGAGCUGUUUACAGGUGGAACAGAUUAUUGAAGGUUAGCUGGGAAGACAACAAUGGCAGAUCGCCAAACCGGCCCAGGCCAAGGCCAAGGCCAGAGAAAUGUGUUAAGAACUAGCAGCGGUUGUGAAACGUUUCUGAGGAGACUCCAAGACCAUGCACCCAAUUCAACCCAACUAGUCGGGUUCCUAACGUUGGUAAUUUCAGGGGGAAUCUUGCUUCUCCUGACGGGGCUAACGCUGACGGCAACCGUGUUGGGUCUGAUCUUCUUCACGCCGUUGAUUGUAAUAUCAAGCCCCAUAUGGGUCCCGGCAGGGACGAUACUGUUCGUGUCCAUCGCAGGGCUUUUGUCUAUGUGUGGGUUUGGUGUCGCCGUCUUGGCCGGGGCGUCCUGGUUGUACAAGUACUUCCGUGGGUGGCACCCGCCGGGCUCCGACCGCGUCGACUAUGCGCGAAGUAGGAUCGCCGACACGGCCAACCACAUGAAGGAUUACGCCAGGGAGUAUGGUGGGUACUUGCAGAGUAAGGUUAGAGAUGCCGCUCCUGGGGCUUGAGUCCUCGAUUGACCAGACCCUCCGAUGAGGAUACAGGGUGAUCGUGAUCGGGUUUUGUUUCUUUGCUUUUGGUGGUUCUGUUGUUUUUUGUUGUUGCAUCAAAACUCUUUCCUUUUUCUUAUAUGUAUUAUUUUUUUACAUCUUUGGACUUCUUCGUUUCCUGAGGUUUUUAUUUCUUCUUUUUAAUCCCUCUUUGGAAGGGGGAGGCGGAAUUAAGUGGAUAAGCUCAUGAGCGAGACUGAUCUUAGAGAAAAAAUUUUUUGAUGGAUCGA